This is a messenger RNA of Melospiza georgiana, 1524 nucleotides long. RefSeq names its product carbonyl reductase 1 (gene CBR1). Gene Ontology annotation, molecular function: carbonyl reductase (NADPH) activity. The coding region runs from base 184 to 1014 and encodes 276 amino acids. NCBI's taxonomy places the organism in Eukaryota, Metazoa, Chordata, Aves, Passeriformes, Passerellidae. The transcript is spliced from 4 exons. The record is from RefSeq and is a predicted model, not a curated record.
UCCCUUCCCCGCGGUGUGUGGCUGUCUGUACUUUGGAUUUAAGGUGCUCUGUCCUCGCUGUGUGGAGCUGAGGGACGAGGGAGAGGUGCCCGCGGUGCUGGAGGCAGCCAUUUUGUGUGUGUGACUGGCCUUUCCCUUGCUGCCGGCAGUUCCCGUGCCCUCGGCUCCCGUUCCCAGGGGACAAUGUCCAGCGUGCCGGUGGCCGUGGUGACGGGCUCCAACAAGGGCAUCGGGCUGUCCAUCGUGCGGGCGCUGUGCCGGCAGUUCCCGGGGGAUGUGUACCUGACCUCGCGGGACCCCGGCCGCGGCCAGGCCGCCGUGGCACAGCUCCAGCAGGAGGGGCUGCGCCCGCUCUUCCACCAGCUGGACAUCGACGACCUGCAGAGCAUCCGAGCGCUGCGCGACUUCCUCAGGGACAAGUACGGAGGGAUCAACGUGCUGGUGAACAACGCCGGCAUCGCCUUCAAAGUUGAUGACCCCACUCCAUUUGCAGUCCAAGCUGAGGUUACACUGAAGACAAACUUUUUUGCAACCAGGAAUGUUUGCACAGAAUUGCUGCCUCUUAUGAAGCCUUAUGGCCGGGUGGUGAAUGUCUCCAGCAUGGUGAGCUGCUCAGCCCUGCGGGGCUGCAGCCAGGAGCUGCAGCAGAAAUUCCGCAGUGACACCAUCACUGAGGAGGAGCUGGUGCAGCUCAUGACCAAAUUUGUGGAGGACACCAAGAGAGGUGUCCAUGAGAAGGAGGGCUGGCCAAACACUGCCUAUGGCGUGUCCAAAAUCGGGGUCACUGUCCUGUCCAGGAUCCAAGCGCGGCUGCUGGACGAGCAGAGGAAGGGCGAGCACAUCCUCCUCAACGCCUGCUGCCCUGGCUGGGUGAGGACAGACAUGGCAGGUCCCAAGGCCCCCAAGUCCCCCGAGGAGGGGGCUGAGACCCCCGUGUAUUUGGCCCUCCUGCCUUCCAGUGCUGAUGCUCCUCAUGGCCAAUUUGUCAGUGACAAAACUGUCAAACCCUGGUGAGCUCAGGGAUGAGCUCAUUUUCCUGAUUUCAUUCCUAACUCCAUCACUCCCUUUUCCCUCUCCCCUGGGAUGGGUCUCAUGGAGCUGGGAUCAGGAAGCAGGUGCCUUAUCUCUCAUCACAGUAGAAUUUUCCAGGAUCCAGAGCUGUUCUGGAGGCUGCACAGGGGUUUGUAAAGAGUAUGGGGCUGUUCUAGAGCUGUGAUCUGUCUUGGGGGAGGCUCAAGACCAGAAUUGCUGUUGGACAGACAUUCCUUGCUAUCAGAACUAAAUGGAAUUAGGUGAAAAUAAAAAUAGCACUGAUCCAUCAUUUGUAGCCAAACAUAAUCAGUUGGUGUUAUUAAUAUAUCAAUAAAUAAUUACUGAUUUAUAUUCUGGUACUUAAUUAUUGUGGUACUAAAAGCUUCAAAACUCAAAAAAAUAUGUUUUCAUUCUCUGCAGCAGAGUUUGUGGCUGGGAUUUGUGAUGUGUGCCUUGGAAACAGAAAAUAAACUGCAGACCUGACACAGCAAA